Messenger RNA from Leptopilina boulardi, 5366 nucleotides. It is a transcript of the gene stumps, whose product is annotated as phosphoinositide 3-kinase adapter protein 1. Gene Ontology annotation, cellular component: cytosol. The transcript is spliced from 16 exons. Lineage: Eukaryota; Metazoa; Arthropoda; Insecta; Hymenoptera; Figitidae. The record is from RefSeq and is a predicted model, not a curated record. The coding region runs from base 533 to 4369 and encodes 1278 amino acids. Gene Ontology annotation, molecular function: fibroblast growth factor receptor binding; transmembrane receptor protein tyrosine kinase adaptor activity.
AGCCAGAUGCGUGGGUGGGUCGUUGCAGAGAUGGAACGACGAAUCUCCUUUUGGCUCAAGAGAAGAAAAGAAGGCAACGAAGGAGACGAGAAAGACCCGUGGUCACAUGGUUGUGGAAGCAACCAGCUAUAGUAGCAUCGCGCCCGGCUUCGUUUUACUCUUCCCCCUUCGCUUGUAUAUAUCGUUCUUCGUUUUCGUUCAGUGUUUAAACUCAUAUACUGUAUAGUUUGCUCUCUAUACUCUAAGCUGUCAGUGUGCCUCGUGCAGUGUUCUACUAACUGUGCUUGUCUUGUUACUGUUGUUCAUUCUUGUAUAUAUCAUCACAUUUUCUCCACGCUACGUUAUUCCUUUCAAAAACAAAACCAGUUUUUUUUUCAAAUGCAGUUCCGUUUUUUUUUCAUUGAAAUUUCAUUAAAGAAAAAAAAAAAAAAUACUGUCCUUGACCAAGUGCAAAUGACAAUGAAGGAUAAUUACAAUCUUCUCAGUUAGAAAAAAAAUUCGGCUACUAUUCAUCCUUGACGAAGAAAAUAUCAUGGCUGUUGACAAUCCGUCGUACUUCUCGCUAUCGAGCGGGGGUACAACAGAUGCUGGACCAUCGUCCCUUAAUUCUGGAUUAACAUCAAGAGGUUUCAGUUCAUUUUUUCGGAGAAAAAAUUGCAAAAUGGGCUCAACAUCAUCGGCAAGUGUCACAUCAACAUCAACAACAUCAACAUUAAUGCGUCACGAUAGUAAUAGAAGUAGUUUUUCAAAUUCAUCAACAACAAUCGAGGAACAUGUUCCAACGGGUCAAAAUCAAAGUUUAAAUUUUAGAAAUUUAUUUCGUUCAAUGAGUGCAAAUAAUGCUGAUCAUGAGAGGACACAACAAUUUUUAAAAGGUGAUCCACGUCCAUCUGAUGUUGCACCACCAUCGCCAUAUUUACCCCAUAGAUCACAUUCACAUUCAGAAAAUGAUCGCCGAAGACCAAGGAGACGUGUUCUUAAAUCGGCAAGUGAACUUUUAAAUAAUGACAUGAUUUAUUGUGGCCUACCAAGUGAUGAUGUUGUUGAUGGAAGAAAUGCAAAUGAUGAAGUUGAUAAUUCAGGUGAAGUGUUUCUUGGUGUUGAUGAUGCGAGAUAUUAUAAUUUAUCAUCAACAUUGCCAGCUGAAAGAAGAAGACAUUCAAUAGGAACAUUUUUGGCUAAAGAAAGAUGUGGUGGCGUGUGUUUUGGAAGAAGAAAAACACAAGAACCGGAAGUUCUUGUUGAACCAAGUGUAAUGGCGCCACCAAUUCCAAUUAAUGGAGGUGAAGUGAAGAAACGUCGGACAAAUUCAAAAACAAAGAGAAAAAGACAGAGGUGCUGUGUUAAAGGAACUCGUCAUGGAUCGAUACCAACACCAAAAGAAGAAACAACAACAAUUGAAGAUGAUGUUGUGAUAAUUUCUAGUCGAGAGAGUGAAGCCGCAACAUUGUGGGUGAAUUAUCUCACUGGAAGUUUUGAACAAAUCAGCAGGCAACAAGGACGACCACCAUUCAGAGUUCGACAUAUAACAGUGGAGGAUUCAUUGACAACGAAUACUGAGGAUAAAUUAAAAUCUUCACGUUUGCAAAUUGUUGUCAUAUGUCCAUUUCUUUUGAAACGAAUUUUAACGCGUCCUGAACAAGCAAUGAAUCUUUCUAGGCAUCUGGUGCCGGACAAAGUUUUGGCAAUGAUGCUUGGCGUACAAGAGGAUCAUCUAACAUCUGGCCAUAAAUCGGCUUUAAUUUCAUUUCAAAAUUGGAAAAAAUUUCCAGUCAAAGAUCAAGAUGAGGAUUUUGUAUGUCAAUUUUUUGGCGCUGUUUUUGCUAUUUUAGGCAAUGCUCCACCAACGACACUUAAAAGUGAUAAAACUUCAUUUACAAUACAUCCAAAAAAAGUGAAACUGGGACACAGUAAAGUUAUUGCUCUAUUGAACGAUCCCUUGAAAAUUGAGGAUAAUGUUACAAUAAUUGUCGAUCGUUGUGGUGAUGCGAUAGAUGUGAGCAAUGUGAAGAGACGAAAUCCUUAUACACUACAGUUUUCUAUUCCCGAUAAGUGUUUAGAAAAAUCAAUGUUAGUUGGAGUGAGAAUUGCGAAAAAUGGCUGUCCCCUUGGAGUUCGUCAAAUUAAAUGUGAAAGUCGAUUAAGAGAAUUGGAUCAAAUAUUACGAGCACACGAUAAUCCUUUAGAAUUUAUGUGCCAGACAAUUGGCUUCAGUCCAGGAGAUCGAGAACAAUUGGAUAAUUGGAUGGUCCAUGCGUUCAGGCGAAAUUUGCCUCCACAUUUUAAUCUUCUUUCAACUCCAAGUGGAACGAUUCCAGCCACCAAGAAUUAUACCAGUCCAGAUGAAUAUCCAACUUUGUUGCAUUUUGCUGCACGAUUUGGUCUUGAGAAAUUGGCAUUUCAACUUUUGGAGAGUCCUGGUGGUGAACAGGCCUCGGAUAUUAAGAAUGUUUCAGAAUUGAGUCCAGCUGAUUUAGCUGAACAAGCGAAUCACACUCGAUUGGCUCAACAACUUCGCAGCUACAUGCAAAUGAAUGAAUUCACCAACAUUUAUAGUUAUCUGAAAAUUAUGAGCGAAACUCCAGUUGAAGAAACAGGAAAUGAAAGUGCAUCGUCUUUUUUGCGAAACGACGAAAAUGACGAUAAAGAGGAUUAUUGUCGUCCGAGACCAAUUAGUGAGGCUUAUUCAGUUCCGCCUGCAGCAAGGCCAAUUACUGCAUCAUUGACAAGUUUCACAACACCUCCUCCUGAAUUGCCACCGCCAAAUCCCACAAUUAAUUCUCUAAUUGAGGGAAAUUAUUCUAUAGCACCAUCACCAAUUCCCAUUAACGUGCCGUUGACUCCAACUUCGACGCAUCAUUUUAAUGAAUUGGAACAAACAUUCGCUGGAUAUUUACAAAUGCAUCCAGCAGGAUCAAGAACACCAAUUCUGUCAAGUACACCAUCAUCAUCGCGUUUAACAUUACAAUCAUCACGUCAAGAUUGUUCGUCAUUGGGAAUUCGUGAGGAAUUUCAUUACGAUAAAUCAUCAUCUAGUUCGAAAUCCCGUGAAAAUUCAGGACCACAGGAUGAGCUUUUGGAAAUUUUAAAUGAUUUUAAAAAUAAUGUCUUUACAAUAUCGGAACUUGAGAGACUUGUUGAUAAUUGGAAAAAUCGAAAUGAUGUACAACAAAGUUUUAAGGAUAAACAACGACAAUUAACAGCAAUGAGAGAGGAAUACGAGAGAAUUCAAAAGAAAAUAAAAGAUGACAUGAAAGCACCCACACCAUUUGAUCGAAUACGUAAAUUAUUCUCAAAAGGAAAGAAAGAUUCCUUGAAAGAUUCUUCGCAUGCAAAUGAUGAUUCAUCAUCGACGAGUAAAAGCGAAAAUAUCAAUGGAACACUCGCUGAUCGAAGACCGGUUAGCAGUUUGAGUCUUCAUAGUGUUUCAAGUUCCUCGUCUUCUGGUCGAAUGAGUACAGUCAGUGGUUGUAGUGGAACGAGUCUUGGAGAUAGUGGAACUCAUUCUGACACUGAGGACAGAAGGAUACAAAAUUCGAGAGAGGAUAAAUCGGGAAUGACAUCAUAUGAAAUUCCACCAGCACCAAAACCAUUUACUGGAAGAUAUUCACCUGCUCGUUAUACACCUUCACCUCGUGCUCCAAUCAACAAUGAAGUUGAAUUUCGAAGUCCUCAAAGUAAUGAACAUUAUAUUGCUUUUCCACCUUCCGGUUUACCAGUUCACUCUUUCAAAGCAGAUGGAUCAUUAAGAGAGCAAAAAACGCCAUGUUCACCAAUUGAAGAUUCAGACUAUCUCGAUUUAGAUGAAUCAAAAAAAUCACACAGUUACACAAAUUUAAAUCCAUCUUGUUCGAUAACAGCACCACUUCCUCCUCCACCACCUCCACCUGGUAUGUGCAUUCCCUUUGAGUACAUGAAUAUUGUACCAACAAAAAAAGUUUCAACUCCAAAUGCAACUUUAGAAACAAAAAUCGAUAUUAAACUCGCAAUGGAUCUUUCAUCAAUAAUUGAUCAGGAAAUAAAUAAAAAUAAAAUGGAAAUUUUAAAUGAAAAUAAUUUCACACUCAAAGAAGUUUCGAAAAUUGAAAAUGAUGAAAGUAUAUUGAAAAUUGAGGAAACGUCAAAUAUUGAAAAAGAUAUGGAAACCGAUCUCAUUAUGAGACAUAGAGAAAAUACAAUAAAACACAAUGAGUCUAAUGAACAAAAAUUAGAAGAAAUUUCUCAAGAUAUUGUUGAUGGAAUUACAAAUACGGAUGUUCAUGAUUAUAUGAAUAUUCGACCAUCGAAUGAAGGUGUUCAAAUUGUUGGAGUUGUACAGAAAAAAAUAGCUCCACCUGUUCCUCCAAGAUUUACUCCAGUGAAAAAAUAACAAGAUUGGAACUUCAAUUCUAAAAAUUCAAGAGGCCUUAUAUGUAAAUAAUGCAAAAAAAUAUAAAACACUUAAAAAAAAUAAUUUAAAUUAUAUUGAGCAGAUUAUAAGUUAUUUUUUAUUAUUCACAUCACGCUUAAUAUUUAUAUUAUAUUUAUAAUAAAAAAGAAAUUCCGCUUAACAAAUUUAUGACACUAUUUUCAAAAAUGGCAUAAUUCAGAAAAAAAAAUUUAAUUACUGUCUAUCAUUGAUUGGAAAAAACGUGAAAUAUACAUGUUUCUUGCAGUAAAUAAUGGAAACCGUCCUUGAAUUAUAUAAUAUUUAUAAGUUCCCCCCCCCCUAAUAUUUAAUUUCUUAAUGCAAAAUAAUUUGUUUACAUAUAUAAAUUUAUAUACUGUAUAGGUAUUUAAUUAAUUAAUAACAAUUUUGUUAUUAGUAUUGAAGAAUUUUAUGUGGUUUAUAUACUUUGUGCCAUCUAUAUUAAUGCUUAUUUUGUUUAAAAUACGAUCAUUUAUUUAAGUCGCGCUAUAAUUAUUAUUAAAUAAAUAAAUAAAAAUAAUAAUUAUGAAAAAAAUAAAUUUAAUUGCAAUUAAAAAUUAUGUUUUAAAAAUAUCGUGUAUUUUUUAUAUUUUAUUAUUUAUAAAUUAUGUGAAAAAUUUUAUCGUGUUUUUUUAAUUUCUUACAGUAUUUAUGUUAGAUGUAAAGAAUAAUAAUAAAUGAUCGUAUUUUUUUUAAGAAAUUAAAUUUGAACGUCAGUUCAAAAAAUAUAUACAAAGCUAGCGAGCACCAAAUCAAACUUUUUAAGUAUUUUGGCAAUUCUGCCAAAAAUUUGUAUUAUAUUUUUUCCUUUCUUUUUAUUUUCUUAUACUAUUUUUUAUUAUACAUACAUAUAUUAAUUUUACGUAUUAUUAUUAAUUUUUAAUUUAAUGUAAUAAAAUAUUUUUGACAAAAACAAAAGAAUCAAGACUGUAAAAAGUAAAUAGAAAUUAUUAUUUUA